Ilyonectria robusta is the source of this 582-nucleotide messenger RNA. RefSeq lists its product as uncharacterized. The record is from RefSeq and is a predicted model, not a curated record. NCBI's taxonomy places the organism in Eukaryota, Fungi, Ascomycota, Sordariomycetes, Hypocreales, Nectriaceae. The transcript has 2 exons. Bases 1 to 582 code for a protein of 193 amino acids.
AUGUCGAGAAUCACCGCUCCCGCCUCAAAACUGUCCCGCGCCAUCUUGGACUCCCAGCGCAGCUCUGGCGCGGUCCUGAUGCCCAAGUACGACGAGCUCCUGCGCACCCGCCGCGCCGACGAGUCUCGUCACAUCACCACCACCCACCGCCCCACCCCUCAACCCUCCAUCGCCAACCGCGCCCGGCCUCUGAUGCAGGGCUUCCACUCAUCCACGCCCAGCCAGACUCCCUCCGCCCACCUCGACGCAACGGUGCUCCCUCCGCUGCACCCGGUCCCGGUGUCUUCGGAGCCCCUUCCCCGCAUGCCCCUCCUCCCGGACAACUACGGCGCCUACCACGCCUCGCUCUCCGACGCCGCCGACCUCAGCGCCCGCUUCCACGCCGGCGCCAUCGUCGCCUCCGACCCGGACAACGUCGUCCCCGGUGCGCCCCUCGCCGCGGUUGAGGGCGUCACCAUGGACGGCGUCGAGCUCAAGUUUGCCCACGAGCAGCCCCAGGAUCAGGACCAAAGCACCCUCAUCGUGGACCUGUGGCAGGGCAUUGUCGACGAUGUCAUGGGCAGCCAGAAGAAGACCGCCUGA